AUUGGUCAGUUGUCACAAGGUGCGCGCAACCCUCUUGUCUACCAAAUGUAAGUUAGCUGUUAGUGUUCCAGAUUUGUCGUUAAAAAUGACGCUGUUUAUGAACGCUUGCGCUCUUUUAGUCAAUGUCCUCACUCUACCGCUGCACAUUGCGGAGGUGAUUGGACUUAUGUCUUUCUACAAACGCGUCUUUCCUCUAAUCGUCUAUAAAGUUACGUUCUCCUACAAUGACAAAAUGAACGACAACAAAAGGGAACUAUUUCGAAACCUGGACAAAUUCUUCCCCCCGAAAGGCUCUCUGCGCAUCCUGGAGCUGGGCUGCGGAUCCGGGGCGAACUUUGAGCAUUACCCGACGGGCUGCAGGAUCACAUGCAUCGACCCCAACCCGCAUUUCCAAAAGUACCUGGAGAAAAGCAUGGCGAAGAACGACCACCUCGUUUAUGACAGCUUCAUUGUGGCGUCGGGGGAGAAUCUGAAGGCGGUGGAGGACAACUCAAUGGAUGCUGUGGUGUGCACGCUGGUUCUGUGCUCAGUCCAGGAUACGCAGAAGGUUCUGCGAGAAGCAAAGAGAGUUCUGAGGCCUGGAGGUGCAUUUUUCUUCCUUGAACAUGUGGUGUCUGACCCCUCAAGCUGGAUUUACUUUUUUCAACAUGUUCUUCAACCAUUCUGGUACUAUUUCGGUGAUGGCUGUGAGACAACCCGUGCUACUUGGAAGCACCUUGAGGCAGCUGGAUUCUCUGACCUGCAGCUACGUCACAUGCAAGCUCCUCUGUUUUUUAUGAUCAAACCACACAUUGUUGGUUAUGCAGUCAAAUGAUGAAAAUUAAUUUAGCCAAAAAAACGUCAGUAACCUUCAUUCAAAAUGGAUUCAUUUCACCAUCUACUUUUAAAUGUUUUUGUAUGAAAGACCAAUAAAAUGAAACCAUAAAAUAGAAUGUUUUUGUUUAAUGUGCAAAAUCUCAAGACUGCAUUGUAUAUUUUAUAUGACUGUAUCUUGUUGCAUGAGUAUCCCGUUUGUAAAACACAUUACUAUUAUGAUUAAUUACAAAAAUACCAGCAGGUAAAACAACAAAAUACUUUUAUCUAUAUAAAAAGGCGUUUGGAGAUAAAUGCAGGCCAGCUUUUGUGUUGUUGUGGUUAAUGCAUAAACGAGCCAUACUGCGUAUCUCGUGGUUAGGAGGAAUUAAUUAAUUACUUAAUAAUUUUGACUUCAUGCUGUAUACUUUUGUAAUAUAGUUAAAAGUGCAUAAAUACUCAAAAAGACCACUUUGCAUUCUCCACCUUUACAUUUUGACAGACAGUUUUUUUUCCCAACACUUCUGACUAUUA
Molecule: messenger RNA, 1326 nt
Organism: Sinocyclocheilus grahami
Lineage: Eukaryota; Metazoa; Chordata; Actinopteri; Cypriniformes; Cyprinidae
Product: methyltransferase-like protein 7A
Exons: 3
Coding region: 86-814 (242 amino acids)
Molecular function (GO): S-adenosylmethionine-dependent methyltransferase activity
Source: RefSeq, a predicted model, not a curated record